GUUCCGAUCAGUCUUUCUUUUUACGUCGAGAGCCCUAGCCUGCGCAUUAACCAAACGCAGCUGCGUAGACAGAACAACUUUCAGGGCAACGUCGUUACAGCAAGACUCUUUAUCUCACGUCAUCCGAGUCUAUUCUUCACCAAUUUCAACAUUUCAACGUUCUUUUUGUAGCAGAGAAGAAACCACAUCCGAUAUGUCUUUCAGAGAUCGUAAAAGCGGGUCAGAUUUCCGCGGAGGAGCUCGUGGAGGGGGUUCCAGUUUCGGAGGGGGUUCUGGUUUUGGGGGCAAUCGUGACUUCAAGAAAGCUCAACCCGGAGAUAAGUUACGUAAGCCAAGAUGGGAGAUGGAUCGCCUUCAACCAUUCGAAAAGAAUUUUUACAAGCCACACCCUAACUUGGCUGUUAAGUCGAUUCACGAGGUUGAACAGUACAGGGCUAGCAAGGAUAUCACAAUCCGCGGUAGAGAUGUUCCUUUCCCUAUCACUUCCUUUGAUGAAGCAAACUUUCCAGAAUAUGUCAUGACUGAGCUCAGACGUCAAGGUUUCAAAGAACCAACAUCUAUUCAAGCUCAAGGCUGGCCAAUUGCUUUGAGUGGAUCAAACAUGGUUGGGAUUGCCCAAACUGGAUCUGGAAAGACUUUAGCUUACACUCUCCCUGCCAUUGUGCACAUUAACCAUCAAGCCUAUCUUGAACCUGGAGAUGGACCAAUUGCACUUAUUCUAGCCCCUACUCGUGAAUUGGCUCAACAAAUCUCAUCCACUGCAAAGGACUUUGGCUCAUCUUCACGUAUUCGCAACACUUGUGUAUUUGGUGGAGCUCCAAAGGGUCCCCAGUUACGCGAUAUCGAACGUGGUGUGGAAAUCAUGAUUGCAACCCCUGGUCGCCUUAUUGAUUUUCUUGAAGCUGGCAAGACUAACUUGCGUCGUUGCACAUAUUUGGUUUUGGACGAGGCCGAUCGGAUGCUUGAUAUGGGUUUUGAGCCCCAAAUUCGUAAAAUUAUUGAACAAAUUCGGCCUGAUCGUCAAACACUCAUGUGGUCUGCCACAUGGCCGAAGGAGGUGCGGCAGCUGGCUGAAGAGUUCCUUACCGACUACAUUCAGAUUAACGUUGGCUCUCUGACCCUCUCUGCUAACCACAAUAUUUUGCAAAUUAUUGACGUCUGCCAAGAGCAUGAAAAGGAAACCAAACUGAUGACUUUGCUGCAGGAAAUUGGUGCCGAAGAUGAGAACAAAACCAUUAUUUUUGCUGAAACAAAACGAAAAGUUGAUAGCAUCACAAGAGCCAUGCGCCGCGAUGGAUGGCCGGCGAUGUGCAUUCAUGGUGAUAAGGCGCAACCUGAGCGUGAUUGGGUUUUGAACGAAUUUCGCUCAGGCAAAGCACCCAUUUUAGUAGCUACUGACGUGGCUGCUCGUGGUCUAGAUGUGGACGACGUUAAAUUCGUCAUCAAUUUCGACUAUCCCAACUGUUCCGAAGAUUACGUCCAUCGAAUUGGUCGUACUGGCCGAUCGCAACGCACAGGAACCGCUUACACGUUUUUCACGCCCAACAACUCUAAGCAGGCCCAGGAUUUGGUGAACGUUCUAACAGAAGCAAACCAAGUUGUGAAUCCCAAACUUCUUGAGCUUGCAUCUUCAAACCGUGGUGGUGGAGGCCGUUCCAGAUGGGGAGGCGGUUAUGGUGGUCGUGGAGGUUAUGGAGGAGGUAACAGAGGCUAUGGAGGCGGACAAUCUUACAACUCCAGCCGCUCCUGGGUUGAACGCUAAAACUCAAUCAGUUUAGCACAGAAAUUCAAAGCACCAUCAACUAGUUUUUUUCAACCAACAUUUAAUUAUUCCAAUUUAAUGAGCUGAAUGAGGGUCUCCUGGCGUUUUCAUGAAAAUAUUGAGCAUCUAACGCUUCGUUCCCCACCACGCAUCAUCUUUUCGUUUUUGUAGGCCAAUUUUUUUCGACGUCAUUUAAAUUUUUGGCAAACUACACCAGCCAUUUUCACUGACACGUUACAAUGUACUCUUAUGUUUGUUCGAGUUAACCGGAAUACAAAGUAAUCGUAAU
Molecule: messenger RNA, 2051 nt
Organism: Daphnia magna
Lineage: Eukaryota; Metazoa; Arthropoda; Branchiopoda; Diplostraca; Daphniidae
Product: probable ATP-dependent RNA helicase DDX17
Exons: 10
Coding region: 194-1762 (522 amino acids)
Cellular component (GO): cytoplasm; ribonucleoprotein complex; nucleus
Molecular function (GO): ATP binding; RNA helicase activity; RNA binding
Source: RefSeq, a predicted model, not a curated record